AUGUGGUAUCAGCCUCGUUUAAGAAACGGAGAACUGGUGAAAAUGAGUUGGCCUUUGGCCUUACUCCGACGUCUAAAUCCUAUUGCCUGGCCUUUGGACGAUAGUCCAAGUAAAAAGGCUAUCCUUAUUGAGCGAUUUUUAUUUAUGGCUGCAUUGGUGGUGAUGAUAAUGCAUAAUGAAGUGGAUAUACAUUAUUUUGUUGUCAAUCUGGAUGAUCUCAACAAACUUUUCGAAGGCAUACCGACUUUCCUUAUCCUGGUGGAAAUAAAUAUACGUCUCCUUCACAUUGCCAUCUACAAGAAUCGAUUGAGGCAGCUGCUUCAGCGAUUUUAUGCCGAGAAUUACAUUUCAGAGGAUUCGGAUCCGGAUACUUUUCGAAUAAUAAAAAGACAAUUGUUGGGAACACGAUUUAUAACAUCUUUCUAUAUGAUGACGGUGAUUGCAUUCUGCAUGGAACCUAUCAGGAAUAUUUUUCAAGGUCGCCGCGAGAUGCUCUACAAGCAGGAAUACAUUUUCGAUAAUACAAAGCUGCCCUUUUAUAUACCACUAAUUUGCUCGAAUAUUUGGGUGGGUGUCUUAUGCACCACUGUUAUCAUUGGUGACCUCAACAUGUUGGGUGAGUUUAUGAUGCAUCUAAAUGCCCGUUAUCUGCAAAUGGAUAAGGAUUUAAAAGUGUCCGCCAGGCGAUUAAUUCAAUCAGAGGAUACUACAAAUAUUGCUACAGACUUUCAUCAAGAACUUGUCAAAGUACUUCGUCGUAAUGCUGCCCUCAAUUAUUUUGCCAAAGAAGUCGAGAAUCAAUUCACAUUUCGCAUAUUUAUCACCUUUAGCUUUAGUGCAACACUCUUGUGUGUCUUGGCCUAUCUAUGCUAUAAGAAUCCGGUAAAUAGCAUUGUGUAUAUUAUUUGGUUUACAGCCAAAUUUAUGGAGCUUCUGGUAUUUGGUUAUCUCGGCUCAAUUCUCUAUGAAACGACGGACAAAUUGGAUGUCAUGUACUAUUGCUGCGACUGGGAGCAAGUCGUCUAUCACUCGCAUAAUACCUAUGAGAAUGUCCAGCUAAUGAAGCUCGUAAUACUAUCCAUUGAGUUGAAUUCGAAACCUUUUGCUCUCACAGGUCUCAAUUAUUUUCGAGUCACCCUAGUUGCUGUCAUUAAAAUAUUACAGGGUGCCUUCUCGUACUUUACGUUCCUUACUUCGUUUGAUUAA
Drosophila grimshawi is the source of this 1206-nucleotide messenger RNA. RefSeq names its product odorant receptor 74a. Gene Ontology annotation, molecular function: olfactory receptor activity; odorant binding. Gene Ontology annotation, cellular component: plasma membrane. Gene Ontology annotation, biological process: sensory perception of smell; detection of chemical stimulus involved in sensory perception of smell. Lineage: Eukaryota; Metazoa; Arthropoda; Insecta; Diptera; Drosophilidae. The record is from RefSeq and is a predicted model, not a curated record. The transcript is spliced from 4 exons. Bases 1 to 1206 code for a protein of 401 amino acids.